Molecule: messenger RNA, 1339 nt
Organism: Actinia tenebrosa (Australian red waratah sea anemone)
Lineage: Eukaryota; Metazoa; Cnidaria; Anthozoa; Actiniaria; Actiniidae
Molecular function (GO): GTP binding
Source: RefSeq, a predicted model, not a curated record
AAGAAUAAGGCGGACCCGCGUAUCUGCCAAUCCUCAUGAGUGAAUGCAUUCAAUCUUGCUUUCAUUUCCUUGGAGCUGCUCAGUUUUGAAACUGCACAUUUGCCAUCGUGAAGACAUGGAUAAUCAAUGCUCAUCCUACGAUGAACAGGAUUACAUCAAAGAGUUUAAAAAGUGGUUCUUUGACGAAUGUCCCAAAACCUUAAACCUGCUGAUCAUUGGUAAAACUGGGGUAGGGAAAUCUCGUCUUGUUAAUGCUCUCGUUGGUAAAAAGGUCGCUAAAGAAGGCCGAACACUAGAUCCCUGUACGUCUGAGGUGACGUCUUACAAAGUAGAUAUCGAAAGGGUUACAGUCACUGUGUGGGAUUCUCCUGGAUUACAAGACGGAACCCGUAAAGAGGCCAAGUACAUAGAAGACAUGAAGAAAAAGAUAAAAGAUGUGGCUUUGAUAAUCUACUGUGUCAAGAUGGACGACACUCGAUUCCAUGAUGAAGACAAGAAAGCCAUUCGAAUACUGACAGAGGAGUUUGGGAAGGAAGUGUGGAAGCAUGCCGUAGUGGCUCUGACGUUUGCGAACAGGGUUGAAGACCCUGAUGGGGAAGAAGAGUUAGAAUAUUUCCAAUCCCAUCUUGAAGAAUGGAAGAGGCAGUUUAGAGAAUACUUCGCAUCAGUUGGCGUCGACCCGGAAGUCUGUGUUCCAGUGAUUCCUGUGGGGAACGUAAAGUCCAUGUGUCUACCUGAUGGACAAAACUGGCUUUCUGAUCUGUGGCUCGAAUGUUACCGUGCGAUGAAGCCGUCUACCAGACGAGGCAUGUAUAAAAUCAACGAAAAUCGGUUGAAGAAAGCUUCAUCCGUUACUUAUUCGACGAGCACCAGCGGCGACGAUGGCAUUCCUCCCGAGAUCCCUUUAAAUGAGCAACAACAAAAUAGCUUUUUGGAAUCCAGUUGGGAAGCCUUCUUAAAAUUUGUUGGCACUGCUUUUGUCACUGCUGUUGUUGGCAAGGUUCUUAGCGCAUUGAAAGGUGCUUUCUCUUUUUUGCGGCGCUAACUUUCAAGUCUGACUUUAGGAAAUCGAGAGAGUUUGAUUUGAAAGUAUAGACAGUCGCUUACCAAUUCAACCAGAACUAAACAGUUUGUUGUAACCCCCCGAAAACUUCCGAGAGAAAAUCAAAGAAAUAGCCAGUUCAUAAUGUCAUCACUGAUCGUAUGUUUAGUAUAACGAGGUGAAAACAGUUAUCAAGAGAGAACUACGUAAUUCACAAGUAGAUUUUUAGCUGGAGCUUGUAUUCAUUAACUCGAUGUAUUCGUAUUGGAAAUAAAGCGAAAUGCUUGUAAAACAUUA